Coniophora puteana RWD-64-598 SS2 is the source of this 2073-nucleotide messenger RNA. RefSeq lists its product as uncharacterized. Gene Ontology annotation, biological process: regulation of DNA-templated transcription. Lineage: Eukaryota; Fungi; Basidiomycota; Agaricomycetes; Boletales; Coniophoraceae. Gene Ontology annotation, molecular function: sequence-specific DNA binding; zinc ion binding. The record is from RefSeq and is a predicted model, not a curated record. The coding region runs from base 43 to 1575 and encodes 510 amino acids. The transcript has 2 exons.
CGCGUAGUCUGUUGCUGUCGCAUUGUCCGAAAACACUUACCCAUGGACGCCAUCCAGUACGACGCAUACGCCUACCCAGACGCUGCUUCCUCCUACUCUGACUCCUCCUCCACCCCCCGCACCCCCUCCCCGAACGCCCACGAUCUCCUCCCCCCUCUCCCUUUCGCGAAGCACAUCGAGCAUACCCUCCCUCACCUCGGAUACGACGAGCAGUACGACUCCCCCAUGAUCCAAAACGACCCCUGGGGUCAGCCACCCAUUCCCUACAACGCUGGUCGCGGGUCCCUCCUCCAAGAGCUGUACGAGCACGACGCCUACCAAACCGCCGAUGUCAACUACAUCGACGACCAGGCCCACUACAACGAAUGGUCCCACCAGCAGCACCAGAUGCGUACAGACCAUGGUAUGGUCCGCCGCGCCACCUUCCCCUACGUUCGCCACGAUCUCGGUCAGCAGCAUCCGCAGGCGCAGCUCCACGGGCAGUCCCAUUUCUACGACCAGCAAUACCCCACCAUCUUCUCGGACCCGCUCUCCGCUGAUCCCGAUCCGCUCUCGCAGGAUCCUCAGGCAAUCAAGCUCGAGGAUCCUACUCCCAUCGUUCCCUCGCAGCUCGGCUACCCUGUCCACCCCCUCCACCACCACCACCACCACCAGCAGGUACACCCUUCUUUCCUCCCCGCCCCCGUACAGCCCGGUUCGCACCAAAUUCAGCACACCGACGACGCGGCUUCCAAGGAGACUCAGUAUCUCCGCCGCCGCUGCUUCAACUGCCACACCACUGAGCCGCCCUCGUGGCGCCGCUCGACCCUGAACCCGGGCAAGAUCGUGUGCAACAAGUGCGGCCUCUAUGAGCGCACCCACUUGCGCCCUCGUCCCCUUCGUUUCGAUGAGCUCCGCGCUGGUGGCAAGGGUGGUCGUAGCAAGGUUCCUGGUGCCCCUGCAGGGGAGAAGAAGAAGCCUGCUCAGGUCAAGAAGGAGCCUCGCGAGUUCGGCCUUUCGCGCCGUAGCUCCGUCUCCUCCAACGCCUCCAGUGGCAACGGUGGUUCCUCGGACUGGGAUGACUCUGUCUCCAUCUAUUCUUCGCAACCAGCGACUCCAGGAUCUAUCUCCUCGACACCAUCCUCUGGCUUCAACUCGCCGUCGGCAGCUUCUUUCUCUAUUCCGCGGACAUCUCAAUCUCCGCCCGUGGCUGGUGACGCACAGCCACGUGACGGCGGAAUUCGGUUGCCGAACGCGCCUCUAUCGGACAUUGCUUCUCUCCAGUCGCAGCAGCCUCGGCCACACAAGGCCGCCACUGCUCCGGCGUUUGGUUUCGACGCUUACAGCCAGAAUGGCAUGUACCCGCCAAACCCUCAGCUCCAGGGUGAUAUCUACCGCCGCGGUAGCCUCCCAUUGGAGAAGCGCGUCCAGUUCGAGUUGUCUCCCGAGGGAGGUGCUAUGUCGUCGCUUUCGCCACAGAUGCAUUCGCCGGGUCUCGUCGGGUCGCCACUGGUUCAGGGCUCAUCUCCCCAGAUGAUGUCCAGCCCAGCCCCCGCUCAGCAUGUCAUUUCCGUUCCUGAGGCCCCCUCGUCAUAAAUCCGCUCUCAAGCUUUGAAUACACGCUCCUUACCCCUUCAUGGACUUGGUUAACCAACUACCCCGCUUAUUUAUCAUAAUCACGACAUCGACAGCGCACGCCGACGCUCUCGUUCGUGGCCCGCCGCCUAUUUAUUAAUCAAAACGCGGCGAGGGCGCCACGGUGCGCGCGGUUUUUAUUUAUUGUGUCUUCUGCAUACCCCUUGCAUACCCGCCACCGUCGCCGCGUCAAAACCCCGUACAUACAUUAAUCAUCACUCGCCGCAGCCUUAUAGAUACCCUGGACCGAGCGACAGCCUCCCCAUAAUUGUACUUCAAAGCUCGGCGACCAGAUCAUCUCCAACCACGACGCACAAAAUACCGAUAUCCCGUUGUACUUGUACCUUACUUGCCCCUUUUUGUGUCUUGAUAUAUCCCAGACUUCAGGCAUUUUCUUUUCUGCUGUGUCUUUUUGGUCUUUUAGUACUAGUUCUUAGUCAUUCGCGCUCCUUAUUCCAC